AUGACGGUAGCGCCUGCUGCUACAGGUGCUACACGUAGCCACCUGAGCAAAGGCAGAAUCAGCUGACGCCCUGCUGUGGCAAGAGUACGUGUGGCUGUGAGGCUUAGGCCCUUUGUGGAAGAGACUGGCAGCACCAGUGAGAGCUCUUGUGUCCGGGGCCUGGACAGCUGCUCCUUGGAAAUUGCCAACGGGAGAAAUAGUCAGGAGACGCUCAAAUACCAGUUUGAUGCCUUUUAUGGGGAAACAAGCACCCAGCAGGACAUCUAUGCUGUCUUUGUCCAGCCCAUCCUUCGCCACUUGAUGAAUGGACAGAAUGCCAGUAUGCUUGCCUAUGGUCCAACAGGCGCAGGGAAGACGUACACAAUGCUAGGCAGCCCAGAGCAGCCUGGAAUUAUCCCUCGGGCCCUCAAAGACCUCUUGCAGCUAACCUGGGAGGAGGGUGCUGAAGGGCGACCCUGGGCCGUUACUGUCUACAUGUCUUAUUUGGAAAUCUACCAAGAGAAUGUGUUGGACCUGCUUGCCCCAGCUUCAGGGGACCUAGUGAUCAGAGAAGAUCGGUGGGGGAACAUCCUGAUCCCUGGGCUCACCCAAAAACCCAUUGCUUCCUUCACUGACUUUGAGCAACACUUCCUGCCAGCCGGCAGAAACCGGACUGUGGGAGCCACUCGGCUCAACCAGCCCUCUCGAAGCCAUGCUGUGCUCCUGGUCAAAAUGGAACAGGAAGAUCCUGGGCCUGCUGAACACGGGCUCGGCCAAGGAGCUUCGCAGGCUGCAGCGCACUGGGGAGAAGAAAGCCCAUCUCAUCAUGGGCUGGCGGGAGCUGCACGGCCCGUUUGCGGAGGUGGAGGACCUGGGGCUGGUGGAGGGCAUCUCCAACAAGCAGGUGGCCACCUUCCUGAAGGCCAAAAUCUUGAGUUUCGCCGCCGAGUGCUUCAGCGCCUUGCCUCGGAGGGACGCCUGAGUGCCGCCGGCCGCCCAGGAGCCCCGGCAUUCUGUCCGUGCUAUAUUGAAAAUUUAACUUUAAUUUCCCUGAGCCAGUGGGCGGUGACUGGAGCACACCCCAUUGCUGGAUGA
Molecule: messenger RNA, 1074 nt
Organism: Dromiciops gliroides (monito del monte)
Lineage: Eukaryota; Metazoa; Chordata; Mammalia; Microbiotheria; Microbiotheriidae
Product: kinesin-like protein KIF22
Biological process (GO): microtubule-based movement; mitotic spindle organization
Molecular function (GO): microtubule binding; ATP binding; microtubule motor activity
Source: RefSeq, a predicted model, not a curated record